AUGGAGAAGUACCAGGUGCUGGGCCUGGUGGGAGAAGGCAGCUACGGGGUGGUAACCAAAUGCCGCAACAAGGAGAACGGGCAGAUCGUCGCCGUCAAGAAAUUCCUGGAUAGCGACGACGACGAGAUGGUGAGGAAGAUCGCCUUGAGGGAGAUCAAGAUGCUGAAGCAACUCAGGCAUGAGAAUCUCGUGAACCUGCUGGAAGUGUGUAAAAGGAAGAAGCGGUGGUUUUUGGUGUUUGAGUUUGUGGAUCACACGCUGCUCCAUGACCUCGAGGCGUUUCCAAACGGACUAGACUACGGCAGGGUUCGGAACUACUUAUUUCAGAUUCUCAGUGGAGUAGCCUUUUGUCACAGUCAUAAUAUAAUCCAUCGGGAUAUUAAGCCAGAGAACAUCCUAGUUUCCCAGUCAGGAGUUGUAAAACUCUGCGACUUUGGAUUUGCCCGUACCUUAACAACUUCUGAGGAACCUUACACGGACUACGUGGCCACCCGAUGGUACAGAGCUCCAGAGCUGCUCGUGGGAGAUACCAAGUAUGGCAAGGCUGUGGACGUGUGGGCUAUUGGCACUCUGAUAGUAGAAAUGCUCACAGGAGAGCCCCUCUUCCAGGGAGAUUCAGACAUUGACCAGCUCUACCAGAUCAUCGCGUGCCUGGGUAAUUUAAUUCUGAGACACCAGGAGUUAUUCUAUAGAAAUCCCCUCUUUGCUGACAUGUGGUUGCCUGAAGUGAAGGAGCCCGAACCUCUGGAGAAACGAUAUCCCGAGCUCUCUGCUACAGCGCUAGAUUUAACCAAGAAAUGUUUGCAGAUUGAUCCAGACAAGAGACCGUCCUGUGCAGAGCUUUUGCAGAGCAGUUUCUUUACCAAGGAUGGAUUUGCCGAAAGACUUACUCAGGAGCUUAAAGUAAAGAAUCAGAAAGAUGCCAGAGACAAUCAACUGCCACAAAACUCAAAACUCAUCAAAAGGGACAAAGAUGAUGUUUUAGAAGAAAGAAAAAUGCUUGAUGUCCAGGAUUUCAGCAUUGACCCAAAGAGCAGAGACGCAAAGCUCUUGAAGGCGAAGCGCUCUGAAGCUGAUGCAGAGAAAGCAGAGCGACGCUCCACCCUGAGCUCCUUCUACGACGGGGUCAUCAACCCGUUUAAAAUAACCUCUCAAACCAGCCUGAAAGACUCCAACAGCAACUUGAGCUAUGCCAAGAAUAGAGGCAUCGUUAUCCCUCCCAUCAACCACAAUUUUAAUCCCACUGUGGUUGGGAUGACUCCUGUGCCUGGGAACCGUAAUUACAGAGCUGAUGAGAAGACUAAAAAGUACUUGAACCCGUUUCUAAAGCAACAGAAGCGUUCUCCCGCAGGAUAUCACAGCAUAAGCUUGACAUCCGUUACUAAUGAGAAAAACAUCCUUCAGGCAAAUAAGAAAAAAUGGGAUUUUUCCAAGGCAGAUGUGCAUUUGCCAGAACUAAAUCACCUCCCUGAACUGAGAGGAGUGGAAGGUACGACGUGGCAUGCCAGGUUUCCCAAAAUGGAAAAUAAAACCGUUUCGGUGUCCCGUGUCCCUUCCCUUGCUGCUAUCGACCUCCAGAAGCGAAGUCUGGCCUCACGACAGCUCUCAGGGUCCUUGUUGCCCGAUGCCUCAAAAGCCGGCUUCCCCCGAGUUGAUCACUAA
Apaloderma vittatum (bar-tailed trogon) is the source of this 1662-nucleotide messenger RNA. RefSeq names its product cyclin-dependent kinase-like 2 (CDC2-related kinase) (gene CDKL2). Bases 1 to 1662 code for a protein of 553 amino acids. Gene Ontology annotation, biological process: protein phosphorylation. The record is from RefSeq and is a predicted model, not a curated record. Gene Ontology annotation, cellular component: nucleus. Gene Ontology annotation, molecular function: cyclin-dependent protein serine/threonine kinase activity; ATP binding. The transcript has 12 exons. NCBI's taxonomy places the organism in Eukaryota, Metazoa, Chordata, Aves, Trogoniformes, Trogonidae.